This is a messenger RNA of Camelus dromedarius (Arabian camel), 1868 nucleotides long. RefSeq names its product aurora kinase A and ninein interacting protein (gene AUNIP). Lineage: Eukaryota; Metazoa; Chordata; Mammalia; Artiodactyla; Camelidae. Gene Ontology annotation, cellular component: spindle pole; centrosome. The coding region runs from base 89 to 1156 and encodes 355 amino acids. Gene Ontology annotation, biological process: spindle organization. The record is from RefSeq and is a predicted model, not a curated record. The transcript is spliced from 3 exons.
UGAACUCCUGAGGAGUCUGUUGUGGCGGCUCCCUGAGGAGGCCCGAGUGCUAGCAGAGUUUCCCGUUGGCUUGUUCUCCUCAGCGGCCAUGAAGCGCAGAGGCCCGGAGGAGGAGGCCUGCGGCGUGUGGCUGGACGCGGCGGCGCUGAAGAGGCGAAAAGCGCAGACACAUUUAACCAAGUCAAGCACCAAAAUGCUAACACUCUUUCCUGAAGAGAGAAAGGCCAAGAUUUCUUUUACUCAAAGAAGUCAUCCACCUGCAGGCACUCGGCAAACCAGCAUUGCUUCCUUCUUCACCUUGCAGCCAGGAAAGACAAAUGGUGGUGACCAGAGGGGUGUUUCAUCUCAUAUAGAAAGUCAGACCUACAAGGAAUCUAAGGAAGAUGCAACCCAGCUACACCAUCUGAUCGAGGGCUUGGGGGAUGAUUGUGUGGCACCCCCUUUAGCCACUUCAACCCCUGCAGACAUCCAGGAAGCUAGACUUUCUCCUCAGUCUCUCCAGGCUUCUUGCCACCGUGAAAUAGGAACCCCAUGCUUGUCUGUGUUGUCUUUGUUCCAGACUGAUACCUUAAUCUGUGCUGGAGAGAGAAAAGCCUCACCUGCCCAUUCCUUCACCCAAGAGCUGGAGAAUUCUUGCUUGCUGGACCAAAAGAAGGGAGAGAAGGAUUCUUCCUGGAAAAGGGAAUGGCUUCAUGGAUCUAAGAAAAAGAACUAUCAGAGUGUGCAGAGACACAGUAAAACACCUGAAAGCAAGGGCUAUCAGCUCUUGGACAAGACUAACUUGGAAGAGGUGUCAGCCAAAGGAAACAGGCAGGCCCCUGCCCUUCAUACAUACAAGGAUUCUUGGAGUGGAGCAAAUACAUCAGUGAAACAAAGCCCUUGUCCUAUUCCUGUGUUUUCCUGGGACAGCGAAAAGAAUGACAAGGACUCCUGGAGUCAGCUUUUCACUGAGGAUUCUCAAGGCCAGCGGGUCAUUGCCCACAACUCUAGAGCUCCUUUCCGAGAUGUAACCAAUGACCAGAAUCAGGGCUUAGGGCAGUUUCCCAACAGCCCUUGGGCUCAGUGCCAGGAUAGGCCCACUCAGUUAAAUCCGCAGCCUGAUUUGCUCUUUACCCAGGACUCUGAAGGUAAUCAAGUUAUCAGGCACCAAGUCUAAAUGUCUUUGUGAGGGUUUGGUUCUAAAAGUACCUUGAAAUGACAUGUGAGAAAGUAUCUUCAGUGAGGUAUGUUUGAAUAGGGGAAUGUAAGGUGAUGUUUUAGAAAGAUCAUUCAGGACAAUAAUCUUGGGUGGGAGGCAGGCAUGGGAUGAAGUUGUUGUUAUUAAGCAUUUUCUUUGUGUAAAUACAGCAGGUGGUGCCACUUGAGAUACUGUGGUUGGCGUUGUGCUGUUCCCCUGAAGAAGUGGCUGGUAAAUUCCCUGCAUGAAUCUAUGGUGAGCAUUGAGAGGGAAGGGCAGGCACUCAUCCCUCCACUAAAGAGCCUGCUACUCAGCCUGCACAGAGCCACUUCUUUGUCCUUUCAGAUGCCUGACUGGCACAUUGCUUCUUAUGGAUGUAUGUUCUUUGAAUCUCUGGUUGUUGUAAUCUUACCCACUCAACCUAAGCGCGGACCAUUACUCCUGACACUGAGUGACAAGGCAGAUCUCCCAGACCCAGGUGUGCAAGGGGCAGGGAGGAUAGAGAGAGGUAGAAUGAUGGUAGUUUUGUUGUUUUAUUUUUGUGAUAACUUUACAGCAUUUUAAAGUUAUAUACUCUGUUUAAAAAUCUCCCUAAAAAGGCUGAACUGUAUAACAAUCUAAAUGUGACUAUAUCACUCUACUACAAGGUGGGAGAGAACCCCUUUGUAAAACUAUGAAGCCAAAUAAAUGA